Lactuca saligna is the source of this 1674-nucleotide messenger RNA. The record is from the annotation of a GenBank genome assembly. NCBI's taxonomy places the organism in Eukaryota, Viridiplantae, Streptophyta, Magnoliopsida, Asterales, Asteraceae.
UUGUAAUAAAAUAUAAUGUCAUUUUCUCUCCUGUCGAUUGAAAAUUGAAAGAUUUGUGUGUUUGUGAAACAUAAUUUGUUUUCACUUUUCACUUCUCAUCAACUAGCCAACUACCACUUCUUCAGUACCAUAUUAUCUUCAGUAGAGUAGAGCAGCUGAGUGGCUCAAAAAAAUCUCAACUUUUUUUAUUCUUUUCAGAUUUAAGAUUUUGAAACCUUAAACCCUCGAAUUUUUUAUUUGAUAAAUACCCAUUUUAUAAUCUUGGAAAAGACAGUCACUAAUCCCCAUCCCCGAUACUGGAUUCUCGUUCAGUUUAAGCUAAAAGGAUGGGAGGGGCAAUUAAGUCUUUUAUCGAAAAGGCGUUGCCUUUUGCUGCCAUGGUGAUGGUAGAAUGUGGGGAAGUUGGGAUGAUUACAUUAGGAAAAGCAGCCAUGAAUGAUGGACUAAGCAGUUUUGUGUAUGUUGUUUACUAUAAUGCCCUUGGCUCCAUUAUUCUUCUUCCUGGUUUCAUUCUCCACAUCUGCAGAAAUAGUCGACCUCCUCUCACAUUAUCGAUCCUUUGCAAACUAUUUGGGCUUGGAUUUUUAGGGAUUUGUCUUCUUCAGGUAUCUGCAUAUACGGGUAUCAAUUAUAGUUCUCCAACUUUAGCAGCUGCAUUAGGCAACUUGAUUCCUGCCUUUACUUUCCUACUUGCAGUCAUCUUUAGAUUGGAAAAAUUCAAUGUAAACAAACCAACAAGCCGAGCAAAAGCAUUAGGCACAAUCGUGGCUAUAACCGGAGCAUUCGUAAUGACAUUUUAUCAAGGUCCAACAUUAUUCAAGAAGAUUAUUAAUCAUAAUAAUUCAAAUGAAAAUUUACUUUCUUCACAAAAAUCAAAAUGGAUACUCGGGGGUUUCCUUAUUGCAAUCACAAGCCUUUGUUCUUCAUCAUGGAAUGUUUUUCAGACGGCAACGGUGAAAGAAUUCCCCGAUGAAGUGACAGUCGUUUUCCUCUUUUGUUGCUUUGGGACAAUUCAAACCGCGUUUUUUACCCUUAUUUUGGAACGAAAUACAGAUGUUUGGAUUCUUGAUACGCGCACCGAGUUUAUAUCUAUUGUUUUUGCGGCUGUUUUUGGAGCUGCAAUUCGUAGCAUGAUCAUGGGGAUCAUGUUUCUUGGUGAUGUUCUUCAUUUAGGAAGUGUGAUUGGAGCAGUGAUAAUAGCUAUAGGAGUUUAUACGGUUUUAUGGGGGCAAUCGAAAGAACAAAAAUUGGUGAUAGAUGAUGAAUCAUUGACAGAAAACACCCCUCUCCUCCAGUCAUAAGUAAAGAUUUCUUUUUUGUGAAACUUAGCUUUGUUUAUGUAACUAAAAGUUUGAAGUUUUAUGUUAAUCGAGUUAGUAAAUAAAAGGAUAGGUGUUUUGAGUAGGCAAUGAAUCUGUCAAAUAUCAAGAUUUUGGCCUUGUUUUGUUCAAGGGAUUUUACACAUGAUGGACUAUUAUACAAAAAUGAAGACAACUUCGAAAAAGGUCCACAUGGUUUUCAAAAGAUCUUAGUUCUGCGAUAACGUUGCAAAGUGUUACAUUGGUGGUCCUUAUGGUUUAAUUUCAUUUAAAAGAUAGGCUUCGUGGCAUUUAGCGAAAAUGUAAAUCGCAAUAAGUUGUUGGAAACUUAGUUUUUGCUAACUUUCAAAAAUGG